Molecule: messenger RNA, 967 nt
Organism: Anolis sagrei ordinatus
Lineage: Eukaryota; Metazoa; Chordata; Lepidosauria; Squamata; Anolidae
Gene: PEX11G
Product: peroxisomal biogenesis factor 11 gamma
Biological process (GO): peroxisome fission
Cellular component (GO): peroxisomal membrane
Source: RefSeq, a predicted model, not a curated record
UUGGACAACGGGGACACGCCCAACCCGGAAGCGUUGCUAUGGCGGCGGCGGGACCCUUGAGCGGCCUAGUCGCCCUGCUGGAGACCUACCGAGGCAGGGACCGUGUGGUUCGGGCCCUGUGCUAUGCCUGCCAGUUGGGCGGAGGGACUUUGCUGUCUCGGGCGGACUCUGCCCUCGGCCGCAGCCUCUUGGCCCUUUCAGCCCAGCUCAGCCACUGCCGCACCGUCCUCAGGCUCUUCGAUGAUCUUUCCAUGUGGGACUACAGCCGCCAGUAUGGCUUGGGACUCCAGGAGGAAGAUGCUGCUCUUCGCUGGCUCUCGGUCCUCAAUAACGUGGCUGACCAGCUCUACUACCCCUGCGAACACGUGGCCUGGGCGGCCGACGCAGAGGUCAUCUGCGCAGACUCAAGGAAGUGGUGGACGCUCAGCACUGCCCUCUGGGGGGCCUCCCUCCUGCUGGGCAUCGCAAGGUCCCUGCGCAUCUUAUCCCAACUAAGAAGGAAUCAGGAGCAACAGUCCAAGGAGGCCGUGCGUCAGGCGAGGAUGCAGGUGCAGGCAGAGGCACUGACCAUUGUCAGCCACCUGGCGGACUUCUGCAACGCAGUGCACUGGCUCCCCCUCCCGGGAGUGCUGUGGGCUGGGCAGUCCCCUGCGUGGCUGGUGGGCCUUCUGGGCACCCUCUCCUCCCUCAUUGGGAUCUACCUGUCCCACCUCUCCGGCAAAGGAGGGCCGGCCUGAAGUGCUCGGGAAACAGGCAGGAGGAUCCAGGAAUGAUUUCUGUCCAAUGAAGGGUAAUUGAGUGCUGCUGCUGUUGCUGUUGCUGCUGCCGGAAAGGCAGGCCGGCCAUCCAGGAAAGGGAGCAGCUCCGCUGAUGGAGAGCGAGAGGACGACAUCGAGAGGGGCCAAACGCAUGUCUCGCUAUGUAAAUCUGUACCAAUCAGGGGGAAUGAAAAUGAUAUGAGAAAUAA